AUGAACGCUGACUCUGGUGAGGAGUCACGUGAGCCGUUGCUCCGCGGCGGGCACAGUAACGAUAGCAACAACCACACCGACACCAAUGACGCUGGAACGACGGAGGUGCACAUUACAGCGGACGUCACUCCGAAACCAACAAUGGACAUUCUUCUGCGCUCUGAGCAGCAACUCAACACUCGCCGCCACCUCUGGCAAGCGCAGAUUCACGCACUGCUUGGACCGGAACCGCCGUAUGCCUUGCGGCCAGAAGACCGUGCCGGUUUUUUGUUCGGUAGGUUAUACCACACUUGGACGGGGCCGCUGAUGUCCCUGGCGGCACGUGGCGUAUCACUGGUCCCGGAGGAUAUUCCUCUUCCUACCCGUGAUGUGCGAGCCUUCAAUAGCGGUCUACGGCUAUUGCAAACGCUUGAAGAACAGAAAUUCAGACGUUUCGGGUGGGAUUCCUAUACCGCAGAUGGAGACGAUGCUGCUGUCGUGCGGCACAGGCGUGACCGACAAAGUGUUGGGCUGCUGCGAUGGGUGGGACCGGUUCAACAGUUGCGGCGUCCGAGACAAAUGUACGCUGGUGUCGAGUGGAAGUCGGCGCCCCGACACCGCGUGCGGGAGCAAAGGAGAAGCAUGCGGAAACGUGAGAAGAAGGGGGAGGAAUUGGAUACAAACGGCGAGAAAAAUGUGAUGCCUUUUCACAAUGGCGUGAUAGAUGGAGAGCACCUCUUUUCUACCACGGACGGGGCCCACACCGCAACGUGUGAGGCUGUCGGCGACAUCGUCUUUAUUUCGCCAUUUGAAUCACAAGGACAGGAAAGGCAGUCGAACCCACAGGGUUCCACCCGGAAGACGUACAAAAAUGGCAUCUUCAUGCCCAUCACAUCACAAAAGCCACCCAAGCACAUAUCUGUUGCCCGUGCACUCUUUGACACGUUUGGCUCUAGCGUGUACAUACUUAUCCCUAUUCAAAUGUUGCAGGAUGCUUGUCAGCUUGCGGCCCCUGUCAUACUGCAAAAGUACAUUGAGUAUGUGCAGAUGAGUGAUCAGGACUGGAAAGGUGGAGUGGCACUUGUCGCAACCCUCUGUUUUUUCUCACUCGUGCAAAGUGCCGCUGGUAAUAAGCUUACACAGAUGUCGCGUCGUGUGGGACUCACUUUCCACAAUGCCUUGCUUACUGUUCUUUUCACAAAGUGCGCUACAGUCGCGCGAAAGGGGCUUGCCCACCCUGACAUGAGUGUUGGCCGCAUUGUAAAUAUGGUUAGCAACGAUGUGGGGAGUGCCCGGUCACUUCCAACCCUACUGCCUAUAAUGGUAGGCGCCCCAUUGCGGUUGGCGGUUGGGGCCCUUCUGCUCUAUCAAUUGGUUGGGCUCAGCGCAUUGGCGGGGCUCGGUGUUGUGCUUGUGUUUUUGCCACUGCAGGGGGUCCUCAUGGGACGUUUCUUUGGGUUUCUAAACACCAUCGCCCGGCUGAGGGACGAACGCCUAAAGGCAACGAAUGAGCUUCUUUCCGGAAUCCGUGUGGCAAAGUACAUGUCGUGGGAGCCAGCACUUGUCUGUCAGAUCGAGAAGAAGCGACGGGAGGAGCUCAAAGCCUUGCGGUCGAUUCAGCACAUGUAUAUAAUCGUUGCCUUUUUGUCCAACGCCGUCCCUUCGCUGGUUGUUGCCGCAGUGUUUGUACUCUUUCACGUCCUAGGAAAUGAGCUAACACCUACUGUUGUCUUCCCCACCAUUGCCCUGUUCCGCCUCAUUCAAAUGCCAUUCAUUAUGAUCCCCGUGUCGGUGUCAGCGUUCAGCCGUUUCAUUGUUUCGAUGCGGCGCAUAUCCGCCUUUCUGGAGAAUGACGACGUGGAGAGCGGUCUUUUAGAAAUGCAAAAACAUGAACGAGACGGAAGACAAAUAAGGGGGCCAGACCAUAUCCGUUGGUCACUCAUUGGGGGAGACAGCACAGCGGUGAUUGAGUUCAUGAACGCUGCGAUAUCUACGUACGCGCCCCACAAGCUACCUCCCUGCGAAAGCGAACUGAAGAAAGCGAAUAAAAAGGGGAAAAGUAAUGGUGGUAUAACCGGUGACCGUGUGGAAGGCGGUGAUGAUGCGGAUGACAGAGAAGGCAGAGGAGACAUUCAAACUACCGAAAAUAACAAUGGCAACGCCGGUGGGGGCCGAGGCCACGGUCACGGCCAAUCACACGCGCACGGUCAUGGACAUGGCCAUGGUGCUGCUGAUGGUACAACGGAGUACUACGAAGUACGCCGGAAAGAGCUCUUGCAUAAUGUCACGCUACGCAUUCCGAAAGGAAGCCUCACGUGUAUCGUGGGUGAGACCGGCUGCGGCAAGUCGACGUUGCUUGAGUCGUUGUUGCCCGGUGGAUAUGAAAUUACGAGCGGCACCUUGAGGGCUCCAGCGACGGUGGCAUACGUCCCGCAGCAGCCAUGGAUAAUGAACGCAACGCUCAGGGAAAAUAUUCUAUUCUUCAGCGACAUGGACGAGGCCCGUUUCCGCCGGGCGCUCCGCUGCGCACAGCUCGAUUGUGACUUGGAAUUGCUGGCCAACGGUGUGGAAACGGAGAUUGGGGAAAAUGGUGUGAACCUCAGUGGUGGGCAAAAGGCACGUGUGGGGCUCGCCCGCGCUUUGUAUGCUGAGCGUGACGUAUACCUUCUGGACGACCCCCUUUCCGCAUUGGACGUCCAUGUUGGCGAAAAGGUAUUGCAGGACUGUUUGCUGGGUGAGCUAAGCGGCACCACGCGGGUACUUGCUACCCAUCAGCUGCAUGUCCUUCGGCACGCAGAUUUGAUUGUGGUUUUAGGCAGCGAAGGAACCACUGUUUUUACCGGGAACUAUGAGGAAUACAAAACCUUCACCGGGGAAGCAGCCGGAGACUCCCAUCGCGGGGAUGACGACGUAAACGACGGUCAAAGUGCGAAUGAUAACAGUGCUUGUGAUGAGACCCACGAAGGCAUAUCUACCGAGAUGCCACGGGAGCGUGAUGACACGAUGGGACCUGGAGAGCGCGAUAACGGGGUAACUACAUGGGACCCUUUAAAUAAUGUUGAAACUACGAGUCAUGGAAAUGGCGGUGACGUCGCAGCUUGCGAAAGUCCCCUUAUCGACGACUACUGUGACGACAGCCCCGCGGAAACUGGAGCCGCGAAUGGGAAACACACCAAACUCCAAAAACUGAGUCCAUUGGAGGAUGGGAAAAAAGAAGUUUCUGGGAAGCUUAUGACAGACGAAGAGGUAGCCACAGGUUCUGUGCCAUUUGCUGUUUAUGCGCGGUACGCAGCGGCCAGCGGUGGCGCCAAGACGUGUGUGCCUCUACUUAUUCUUUUUGUGCUGACUGAGGUGGUGAUGGUUUCGCCCUUUCUAUGGCUCUCAUUUUUUACAAUGAAGACGUUUAACUUGCCCGUUAAUACGUACCUGUUUGUGUACGGGGGACUCGUAUUCGCCAGCGUACUUUGUUCCCCACUGCGGUGGGCUACCGGUUAUGGGGUUCUUCGUGCAGGCUCCUACAGGCUUUUUGAGAGGUUGCUGCGCUCCGUCGUGGCAGCCCCCAUGUCGUUUUUCGACACAACACCGCUUGGUCGCGUGAUUAACCGCUUCUCUAAAGAUAUGACCAACAUCGACGAAAUUAUUCCCGAUAGUAUCGUAUACCUUGUACAGUGUGCUUUAUCUCUCACCUCUUCUGUUGCUGUGAUGGUUGCCUCGCAGUAUCUUGUCAUCGCGGCCAUCAUUCCUUGCGGAUUUAUCUAUUACAGGUUGAUGUUGUUUUACAACAACGCUAACCGUGAGUUGCGGCGCGUGACAAAUCGCGUGAGCUCACCCGUUUUUUCAAUUCUCGGUGAGAUGCUAGCGGGUCGCAGCUGCAUGGAUGCUUUUGGGAAGACCCCUUCCUUUCUCACGGAAGCUCUUCGCCGUGUCGAUGUUGUGUCGGCAUGCUCAUAUGUGGAGGUGGUUUGCAACUGCUGGUUAGCGGUCCGCAUUGAUCUUCUUGUCACUGUGGUGCUCACUGCCAUUUCCGGACUCGGUGUCUAUCUGGUGUUGCAGUUCGGUACCGUCGAUGUCGGGCUCCUUUCGCUGAGUUUGACGAUGGCGGUGAACAUCAGCACGAUUCUCACAUCAAUGGUGGGCCAGGCUGCCACUGUGGAAGCGAAUAUGAACAGUGUGGAGCGGGUACUGCACUACGCCCACAACAUUGAACACGAAGACCUGAUGGAGGAUAUGGAAAAGGCAAUUAAGAAGCAAGAGGAGCGUGACAGACAAAUGGAGAAAAAUGAAAGGAAGAAAAAUAAGAAGGGUGUUGCAAGUGCUGGGAAAAACAGAACGGACGGUGCUGAAGUAAAUCGUCCCACUAAUGGGAUGAGUGGUCCGAAUGGGCACGACUUUGAGGCCGCGAGGGGGUCAUGUGUUUCAAUCCGUGUGACAGGCGGUGCUGAGAGCGAUGAAGAGAAUGGCGGCACAGACAAACCAUCAACUGCCCACGUUCCAUCCCGUCAUUUUCAUUAUACAACAUCAUCAGCCGUGGAGUUCUGCAAUGUAUCGAUGCGGUACCGCCAAGGCCAACCGCUCGUGUUGCGGGAUCUAACCUUUAGGAUUACGACUGGGCAAAAGGUUGGCGUCAUUGGUCGCACUGGUAGUGGCAAGUCGUCGUUGCUCCUCACGCUACUCCGCAUGGUGGAUAUUGAGGGAGGUAACAUCCUCAUUGAAGGUCAUCCCAUCCGGUCCUACCGACUGCGUAAGCUCCGUCAGCUGUUUUCGGUGAUUCCUCAAGACCCGGUGCUGUUUGACGGCACGCUGCGUGAUAACCUCGAUCCUCUUCACACCAGCAGUGACGAGGAGAUUUUUGAGACACUCCGCCUUGUUGGCAUGCAGGACCGUAUUACCUCAAGUGCGGAGGGUUUGAGAAGUCGUGUAGUAGAUUGUGGAGCCAACUUCAGUGUCGGACAACGGCAGUUACUAUGCAUGGCCCGGGCGUUGCUUCGCCGCGACAGUAGGUUUGUUCUCAUGGAUGAGGCCACCGCAAACAUCGAUCCCGCACUGGAUCGUCAGCUGCAGUAUGCCAUUCGUCAUACCUUCGUCACGCACACAGUUAUAACCGUUGCCCACCGUCUUCACACGUUGGCCAGCUAUGACUUGUUGUUACUACUGAAGGACGGACGUGUGGUGGAGACUGGACGCCCAAGAGAUUUGGUGAUGGAUGAAAACUCUCGCUUCUCCCGGAUGGUUGCAGCAAUGGGGGAAAAUGCACUCAAGAACUUCAUGGAAGCCACAGAGAGAGACUCGUUUCCCCGUUAA
Molecule: messenger RNA, 5280 nt
Organism: Trypanosoma brucei brucei TREU927
Lineage: Eukaryota; Euglenozoa; Kinetoplastea; Trypanosomatida; Trypanosomatidae
Product: multidrug resistance protein E
Exons: 1
Coding region: 1-5280 (1759 amino acids)
Biological process (GO): transmembrane transport
Cellular component (GO): membrane
Molecular function (GO): ATP hydrolysis activity; ABC-type transporter activity; ATP binding
Source: RefSeq, a predicted model, not a curated record